Drosophila erecta is the source of this 3842-nucleotide messenger RNA. It is a transcript of the gene Drl-2, whose product is annotated as tyrosine-protein kinase RYK. Gene Ontology annotation, molecular function: protein kinase activity; ATP binding. Lineage: Eukaryota; Metazoa; Arthropoda; Insecta; Diptera; Drosophilidae. The transcript is spliced from 11 exons. The coding region runs from base 1199 to 3130 and encodes 643 amino acids. Gene Ontology annotation, biological process: axonogenesis; protein phosphorylation; multicellular organism development. The record is from RefSeq and is a predicted model, not a curated record. Gene Ontology annotation, cellular component: signaling receptor complex.
CUCCGACGAAGGACUUGCCGUCGACUUUCAGUCGCUCGCCACUUUUCGAAACACACGGUCGUCGAGGACUUGCCACCGCCGGAAAACUGUGGAAAACUGCGUGCGUGCGUGAGUGUGCGUGUGCUUCGAGGGAAAAAGCGAAAUUCUCCGUCCAAACAACAGCAAACACAAGCGAAUGCUUCGUAGUUCCUGCGUGGUCCGCGUACCGCAAAACCGAAUCAUUAAUAAAGAAAAGCCCUGCCGUCGACAAAAUUGUUUUGCGCUACCCAAGCACGUUGACACGGCUUAAAUGGGGCAUUAAGUGCUCGGAGUUCAGUGCUGAUAUAUGCAAUUUUCGCUAAUCACAAGUGCAAUAAUCCCACACGCUUCUCUGUGUGAUGCCAACUGGCCAGCAGAACGAAAAGGAUUAAGUUCCGGAUCGAGCGACAGGCGUUAAGCUGAUUGCCCGGUGAUAUAAGAACUGGGCAGAGCGAGGAAGAAAUCGGAGCAAGGAACAUGGAGUGACCAGCAGCAGGAAAGUGGACAAAGUGACAGGCGAUAGCCACAAAACAACACAGGCGAAGGAGGAAAGCAGGCCAGUUGACAGGAGCUCAGCCAAUAAAAGCCAACCAAACUCAGUCUGGGCCAAAUUUGGACACACUGAUGCAAAAAGGCGGAGGAGGAAGCCACCAGCAGCAGCAGCAGCAACCGCAGCAAAACAAAACUGAAAACGGAAAAGUUGCUCUGAAACAGACUGCAAAAGGGGACUGAGGGGAUUGAGGGGAGCAGCCAGCGGAAGCCGAGGCUGAAAAGUUGCCAAAUUUGGUAGACAGACCCCUUUCUGGCCAUCUCGUUCCCACCUCCAGCCGGAACAGUUAGCAGCAGCUGGAAUUUGAUUUUAACGCUUAUUCGAGAGCUUGGGAUCUGUUUGUGGCACCAGCCACUGACAACCAUCACCAGGCAGGAGCAACUGGCAGCCGAAUUAAAGCCAGCACCAGGAGAACUCCGCCCCAACUCCGCUUGGAAGCUACGCAUCAAUGGCAACACAUUGAGAUUGGCUGUCAAAGGGGAGCAUCCGGAUUCCGGAUUCCGGAAACGGGAGUGGAGCGGAGCGGAGUGGAGCCGUGGAAAUGUUCGCCACUUGCGGCGACACAUGCUCUGACAAUUCAUUGACUCCUCGCAGCACCCACACCCACUAAGCCAACCUCCAACCUACACCAUGGGACUCCUUCCUCUGAUCCUGCUCCUAUGCCUAACCAUGUCCACCUCGGUCAGCGGCUAUCUGAACAUUUUCAUCAGCCACCACGAGGUGAUGAAACUGAUGGGACUCGAGGCGGACCUGUUCUAUGUGCACGAGGGAGCCAUCAACACAUACGCAAUGCACUUCACCGUUCCAGUGCCCGCGGAUGUCCACGAGCUGGAGUUCUCCUGGCAGAGUCUGAUUGCCUACCCACUGCCCUACGCCAUUAGUAUUGAGUACAACAACGACCAGGAGGCACUGGGCACGCCCACGCUGAGCAUACCGCACAAGGGUCUGGUUCCACAGGAGAUCGAGUCCUUCCUGGUUUACCUGCCCUGCACCGGAAAUGCGAGCCUACAGAUGCCCGUCAAUGUCAACAUGGUGGUGCGUGCUCCUCCGCGAUUCAACGACACCCGGCUCCACUUCAAGCGCAACAAGAUCUGCGCCAAGGGCAUCUCACCUGAGCCCAAUCAAUCGCCGGCGCCAGCCCAUGCCCCCUCCCAAGGACCCGCCCUGCUCAGUGCCGCCGCCUGUGCUCUGGGUUUGGUUCUGGCCGUGGGUCUAGUGGCCAGCAUGAUGUAUGUGAGGGCGCGCAAACAGCUUCGCCAGGACUCGCUGCACACCAGCUUCACCACCGCAGCUUAUGGCAGCCACCAAAACGUGUUCAUCCGCCUGGAUCCCCUGGGAAGACCGCCGAGCGCCACUGGAUCCUAUGCGACCAUUGCCAGCCUCAACAAAUACCCUGCGGACAGCAAAAAGUCGUGCAGCAUAUUCGACCGUUUCAGGAGCUCACCCACACCCACGCCGUAUGCCACCGCCCUGCUGCCCAUGAACCUGGAACAGACCGCAGAGACGAUUUACUCCAAGCCGGAGUCGAUCUGUCCCUCGAGGAUUUCCUACUACGCCUCCUCGCAACUGACCCAGCCUUGCAGCCUGUCGACGCCAAAGAGCAUUCGCAGCAACGGCAAUGGCAACUGCACCAGUGGAAGUGGCAGCCUCAGUCUUUUUGGUGGCAUCCCCACCGGCAGCACCAUCACCAUGGCCAGUCACGGCGAGAAGGGCAACCAGCGGCUGCGACGGAUACCCAGUGUCCAGCCCGGCGCCCUCAGCUACGAGGAGCUGGUCAGGGAGGGCACCUUCGGCAGGAUCUAUGCCGGCAAGCUGGGCGAGUCCUGCGAGGCGCUGGUGAAGACCGUCAUCGAUGGCGCCUCGCUCACCCAGGUGGCCUGCCUGCUGCAGGACGCCUCCCUGCUGAUCGGCGUCAGUCAUCAGCACAUCCUGGCACCGCUGCUGGCCAACACGGAGCUGCCGGGUCCGCCGGAGAUAGCCUAUCCCCAUCCGUCCAAGGGCAAUCUCAAGAUGUACUUGCAAAAGUCGCGGGAAUCGAGCACGGCAUUGAGUACGCGCCAGCUGGUUGAGUUUGGGCUGCACAUCACCAAGGGAUUGGCCUAUCUGCACUCCCUGGGAAUCGUGCACAAGGACAUUGCCACACGCAAUUGCUACCUUGACGAGGAGUCCUAUGUGAAGAUCUGCGACAGCGCCCUGUCCCGCGAUCUCUUCCCGGACGACUACGACUGUCUGGGCGACAAUGAGAAUCGGCCACUGAAGUGGCUAUCGCUGGAAUCGCUCCAGAAACGGGUCUAUGCCACCCAGGGCGAUGUGUGGGCCUUGGGCGUGACCUACUGGGAGCUGGUCACGCUGGCCCAGAUGCCGCACGAGGAGGUGGAUAUAUUCGAGCUUACCAAUUACUUGGCUGCCGGCUUCCGGCUGGAGCAGCCCGUCAACUGCCCAGAUGAAUUCUUCACGGUCAUGAACUGCUGCUGGCACUGCGAGGCCAAACAGCGACCCACACCCUCCCAGUUGCUAUCGUAUCUGCAGGACUUCCAUGCGGAUCUGGGCAUGUACAUCUAAGCGAGACGAAGGACUGACGGACUGAGCAUGGGGAUGAGGAUGGGCGGUAUCCAGUGGAGUCGAGCGGAGCGAAGCCCAAAAUAAAUUAAUUGAAACUUUUGCAUUUUAAAUGUGAGAUUAAAUGUGAAUUUACCUGUUAGAGUUUGGCGCAAAACCAAUUACACUGAAAGCCAGCUAACUUCAGAUACGUAAGCACACGCAUAUACACACACCAGUACACUGGGGUGGACCUCUAUGACUUCAAUACAUAACUAUUAAACUUAAUAAAUGCAGUUCAUUUAACAAAUAGCUCAACAACACCCAAACAGUCUCAAGAGGUAUCUGCAAUAAGCUACAGACCACAUUGCGUAUGAGCGAUGUGCGCGCAAAUGAACAUCGAAUACUUUAGGGCCACACGGCGUAUGAGUGAUGCACUGGCUGGCCUUAAAGUUCAAUCUUACUUCGAACACAGUGCCACUAAGGCCACACUUUUCACCAACGCACUGCCCCUGAAAGCCAUGCAUCAAGGCGAGUCAAAAGUCAAAUAGCAACUGAGGUCCACCCAACAAUAGAGAAGCUAUCAUUUUCCAACCCGUUGACACCAGGCCCGGGUUCGAAAUAUCCCCCGAGCGGCAUGUGGGUUAAGCGUUAGAUAAAACUGACAUUUAAGUAGUUAGCAAUUGAAUAACAAACACUCACACGCAGCGAAACAUUCCAAAACACACACAAGGAC